CUCUAAUAACCGCAACAACCAUGGAGAUAAAAGGACACACGCAUAGUUUAGGAGGAGUUAUAUAUCCUGGUGGCGGUUUGGAAUGCGGUGCUUGUGAUCGAUCGUAUAGUGAUGGUUGCGAUCCAUCGAUUUGCGAGGGCUUCCAUUGCCUUAUAUGCGAAUUUGAAGUUCACACGAAAUGUCUUUUUGUGUUUAACAUACAAGAGACAUUGUUCGAGCACCCUCUUCACAUUGGACAUGGUCUCAAGCUUCUCACAACGGGGGCUCCUGAUCACACCGAUCCGAAAUGCCAUAUCUGCGGUAAAAAAACCAAGCGCCUUCUUUUUCAUUGUUCCAUUUGUAAUCUCAAUUUGGACAUCAGUUGCAUGGUUGAUGCCAUGUGUUCCCAAUCUCAUCUGAAUAUUCCGUGGCACAAUCAUACUUUACUCAUGCUUGAUGUUGGUGAUGAUAUACCAUGCAAAGUUUGUGGUAAGCCCGGAGGAUAUGGCUACUGUUGCCCUCGCUGUUGGUUGAUGGUUCAUGAGAAAUGCGUCGCCGUAUUUGACUCACCAGAGAUCACUCACUCUUGUCAUACGAGACACUCUCUCAAGCUUCUCACCCAAGGAGCUCCCGGCUACACUGAUCUAACAUGUCAUCUGUGUGGGAAAAAAACUGGAAACUUUCUUUAUCAUUGUGAUAUUUGUAAGUUCAACAUGGAUAUGGCUUGUGCGAUUCAAAGUCCCCUACCAGUGGCUCUUUCAAAUCUGAAGGUCCAUGAGCAUACACUCAAACUCAUCCCAAGAUUGAUCUCCUUCGUUUGCGAUGCUUGUGGGAAAAAAGGCGACCGUUCUCCCUAUGUUUGUCUUCAAUGUGAUCUCAUGUUCUUUCAUCAAGAGUGUGCUCGUUUACCACGGGUUAUUCACGUGAAUCGCCAUGAUCACCGCGUUUCUUACAAGUAUCCUCUUGGUCUUGGAGAAUGGAAAUGUGGGAUAUGUUUAAUAAAGAUUGACUGGUCAUAUGGGGCAUAUUCUUGUUCCAUAUGUCCUAGUUAUGCUCUUCAUUCAAGCUGUGCGACGAGGAGAGACGUGUGGGAUGGGGAAGAGCUUGAUGGGGUGCCUGAAGAAGUUGAAGAUAUGGAGCCAUUCAUAAGGAAUGAUGACAACACAAUCACUCAUUUCGCUCAUGAAGAACAUAACCUCAGCCUCAACAAUGACGGUAUUGCUUUGGAGGAAAGCAUCUUGUGUGGAGCAUGUGUUCGUCCCGUUGGUUCUAACGCAUUCUACAAAUGUUCGGAAUGCAGUUUUAUCAUCGAUGAAACGUGUGCUAAUCUUCCGAAGAAGAAACGACAUUUUCUAAGCCCAAGAAUUCUCACUCUACACCCCAAUAGAGAUAACACCGAAACAACAUUUUGCGAUGCUUGUCUUCAAUGGUUCUGCGAAGGAUUCAUGCAUACUGAUGGAGGGAGGACUUAUGAUUUAAUCUGCAGUUCGAUGACUAUGCCUUUUAUUCAUGGAAGUCAUCCUCAUCCAUUACUAUACCUCCAAGAUAGUAGUAUUGGUGACAGGGGGAGGUGCCAGAGUUGCCACGGGGGUUUAUCUGACAAAUUCCUUGCCUACUUGACAGGUAUGAUGAUCAUCCACUCACUCUUUGUUACGGAGAAAAGGCAAGCGGCAAGUAUUGGUGCGAUAUUUGCGAAAGAGAAACAGAUCCAGAGACUUGGUUCUACACUUGUGAACAUUGCGGGGUUACUUUGCAUGUUUUCUGUGUGCUUGGGAAUCUCAGGUAUGCCAAACCAGGAGGAAAGAUCGAAGGAGACCUCGAAGGAGACCUCGAAGUGAGGUUUAACAAUACAUCUACACGGCCACUUUGCAACAACUGUCAUUGUCGUUGCGCAGCUCCCUUCUUUUUUGUUAAGGAGAAGAAGAAGAAGGCAUUUGUUGCGCAACAACAAAU
Molecule: messenger RNA, 1932 nt
Organism: Eutrema salsugineum
Lineage: Eukaryota; Viridiplantae; Streptophyta; Magnoliopsida; Brassicales; Brassicaceae
Exons: 2
Coding region: 21-1817 (598 amino acids)
Source: RefSeq, a predicted model, not a curated record